Drosophila ananassae is the source of this 614-nucleotide messenger RNA. RefSeq lists its product as uncharacterized. Lineage: Eukaryota; Metazoa; Arthropoda; Insecta; Diptera; Drosophilidae. Bases 147 to 446 code for a protein of 99 amino acids. The record is from RefSeq and is a predicted model, not a curated record. The transcript is spliced from 2 exons.
CUCGUGUAUAAAAAGUAAUGCUCCAUCGCCACUGGCUCCCAGUUGCGGACUAUAGCAGAUCGGGAAAUCAUAUAAAAUUGUGCGAUUAACAGAUUUUUCGUCGCGGUAUUGGAGAGAAAGUAUUAUUUAAUCGGAGCUCAACAGAAAUGGCUAAGAAAAUGUUCUGCAGUAUAUUAUUGAUGGCAACGACCCUCCUCAUACUAAGUGUCGACGCGAGACCCUCGAUGAUGGACAGUCCCAGCGUUGAUCCCAGCGAGUAUCACGGGAAUCUCUCCGAAGAGACCAUCCUGAAGGUGCAGCAGUGCGAAAAGGACACUGCCACGAUGGAGCUGUGUAUGCGAUGUGCCAAGGUCACCAAGUCCCAGAUCAUCUAUCCCAUGUGCUGCAGCAACGAUGACGGCAUCAAGGAUUGGUGCAAUGCCUAUGUCUUCUAUGGCGACCAGUAGGAGGAAGGGCUUUCCUGAGUGGAAGGCUCUGGGUGCAGGCGGCGAACCAAACCGUGUAAAUUGAAUUAUUUCGCACUCCUGUCGUUAUUGGCUGUGAUAACCUAUUGUAUUUAACUUAAAUUAUGUAUAUAUUUAGAAAAUAAACAAGACUAAAUUAUCUUACUUGAA